AAUUUUCUAUAUUUGUAGAGCCCUCAGAUAUUCCGACGCGUAGGGUCCGUGUUACAAAUGGAGAUGACUCCGAACUCGCGUGCAAUAUUAAACACGGUCACCACUGCUAUUCACUACAUACGUUGAUCAGAGGUACGCCUCAGCCCUGGCCCGGGACCGGCUUUGUGGGGACGCUCCUUCCUGCGCCAGCGGAAAAGGUCCACCCCUGCGCAGUUGUCGAGUGGGUUGAAUGCUCUGCUCAAUUUCUAGAACUCGAAUCGUCGGCGCACCACGCGGAUAACAACAAGCAAAGCUCCCACCCUUCCAGCGAACAAGAACAGCACCAUUCAGAGAAGACCAACGAUGGCCGCGCCGGCCUCCAGAUACGUCGAGCUUGCCAAGCAGCUGCAUCCGCGCCUGCAGCGCUUCCUCGCCAAAUACCCGCCCUCUCAGAUCCUCCCCAAGACGACAAGCACAAACACAAUCAAGGACGGCGCGACACCGAACCCGUUCCUCCCACACAAGCACCCGAUCACCGGCAAAUGGCACGAUCCCGAGUACUCGCUGCGGCGGCAGGCUGAGCUCGUGAAGCUCGCGAGAGAGCAAGGCGUAGAGGAGCUCCUACCGUUCACUUCAAAGGGCACCGAGGAGAGGUUACGGCACAGAGUCGAACUCGGCUUACGUGUCCGUGGUACUGGUGUUGGGCAACGUGUCAAGGGUCAUCUCCACGAGAGAAUGCUGGCGGCAAAGAUGGAGAAAAGGAGAACGGCCAUGCUGGGCAUGCCGAAACUCGUACGGGAGUGGCGCAAGAUUGGAAAGGCGAGAUGGAGCAAGUAUCCCAGGUGAAUCGACCUGCAUUGGAUUUUCUCGUGUCUUGUCAAACCAUAUGUACCAAAUAUCUGUAUCACCGUGUACCAAAGUUGAGCAAUAUCAAAUGCCGUACCUUUCCAAGCACACGCUCGAAUUCGUAGCCCGGUUCAUGCAAGUCCCUGUGCAGUAGUCUCGGGCUGUGGGCCUAAAUUAUCAGAG
Molecule: messenger RNA, 1008 nt
Organism: Microdochium trichocladiopsis
Lineage: Eukaryota; Fungi; Ascomycota; Sordariomycetes; Xylariales; Microdochiaceae
Exons: 3
Coding region: 343-825 (160 amino acids)
Cellular component (GO): mitochondrial large ribosomal subunit
Molecular function (GO): structural constituent of ribosome
Source: RefSeq, a predicted model, not a curated record